This is a messenger RNA of Oppia nitens, 2278 nucleotides long. RefSeq names its product putative lipid scramblase CLPTM1. The coding region runs from base 231 to 2222 and encodes 663 amino acids. Gene Ontology annotation, cellular component: endomembrane system; membrane. The transcript has 9 exons. The record is from RefSeq and is a predicted model, not a curated record. NCBI's taxonomy places the organism in Eukaryota, Metazoa, Arthropoda, Arachnida, Sarcoptiformes, Oppiidae.
UAUUUUAAUAUUUAUAUAAUAAUUACGUUUAAUAAACAAAUUAAUUAUUAAUAUAUGAUAUAAACUGUAAUAUCAUUGACCACCGGAAAAGUGUUGACCAAAACAACAACAAUAAUAAUAAUACCGACGCCGCACACAAAUCACUGGUCACUUGCCAUCCACUGACGGGUGGAGAGAGAGAGAGAGGAAACAAAUCAUUAGGACAUCACAUAUACAUACAGACACACGUUAUGCCCGAUCAAGUGGCCAGAAGGCGUGGCGGUGGUACUGCUGCCGAUAAUGACAAUACAACCGCCGCCACCGCCCGUGAGAAUGGCCAACAAGUGGUUGGCGCCGCCGUCGGCGAUGGCCAACAACAGCUGGAACAACAACAACCACCACCACAGCCACAAGGCUCCCGAUUCUGGUCAGUAGCCCAGGGACUGAUAUUUCGGGCGCUUAUCAUUUACUUCAUUACGUCGUUUUUUCGCGGAAAGUCAACACCACCGCAACAGACUCCCGGCGCCGACGGCGGACCGAACAUGAAGCCGGCCAUUGCAUCGUCCAAUCUGUUUCCGAACGGCACUGUUAUGGAUCUUUAUCUAUACAUUUGCGAGGAAGAGGUUAGACCUGACUUUGACGAUAGCCGACAGUUGGUUUGGAUGAAAAAGGGUCUCGUCUAUGGCGAUUGGACAUCGGGACCAACCGGUGACGGCAUCUAUACCAAUGAUGUUACCGUUUCACUGACACCGAGGGUCCAAAAUAAUGGUUCUCUAUGGCUACAUAUCUAUGUGACAAAGUCAGGCCAUACGCCCUAUCCAUCGAAACAGUAUUCAUCGUUUGCCAUCCAUAAGCGCCAACAGUUGAACAGAUAUAAGAAACGUUACUAUAAGAAAACGCAUAACCUAUUAACAGGGGAGACAUCGGCCACCCUAGAGGAGCAAACAAAAGUCGAGGCCAACAUCAAACAAGAGAUACUGUCCCACUGGCAUCCCAAUCUGACCAUCAACAUCAUCGAUGACCAUACACCGUGGGUCAGGGGUUCAGUACCCGUACCGUUGGACGAGUUUGUCGAAUUCGAGCCGACAACCGGUAAAUACUAUCCGAUAGUCUAUGUCAACGACUAUUGGAAUCUAAUGCGCGACUAUAUGCCCAUCAAUGAUACUGUCGACAAAAUCAACUUACAUCUAACAUAUCAGCCGUUAUCGAUGUUUCGCUGGCAACUGUACACUGCACAGGCCAUGCGUUCCCGUUGGACGUCGUUCAUGGGCUCCGACCUAAUGGAACAGGAAGAUGACGAACAGGAUCUACUAAAAGAGACAUUCCUGGAAACAUCGCCCAUACUGUUGGGCCUAACAGUGCUCGUAUCGAUUACGCACAGUGUGUUCGAGUUUUUGGCCUUCAAAAACGACAUACAGUUCUGGAAGAAUCGUCGUUCGCUGGAAGGUCUGUCCGUACGGUCGGUAUUCUUCAACGUAUUCCAAUCGGUAAUCGUCUUAUUGUAUGUAUUGGACAACGACACCAAUAUGAUCAUCCGAUUUAGUGUCGGCAUUGGCCUACUAAUUGAGUUGUGGAAGAUCAAGAAAGUCAUCAACAUUGAAGUAAACUUCCAGAACAAGUUAUUCGGUUUAGUUCCGCGCGUCUGGUUUACCGAUAAGGGCUCGUAUGUCGAGUCGUCCACUCGACAGUACGAUCUUCUGGCAUUCAAAUACCUUUCGUGGGCAUUAUUUCCACUAUUGGUCGGUUAUUCCGUGUAUUCCCUCCUAUACAAUGAACACAAGGGCUGGUAUUCAUUCACAUUGAACAUGAUUUACGGCUUUUUACUAACGUUUGGCUUUAUAAUGAUGACACCGCAACUGUUUAUCAAUUAUAAACUCAAGAGUGUGGCCCACUUGCCCUGGCGUAUGUUGACCUACAAGUUUCUCAAUACGUUCAUCGACGACAUAUUCGCUUUUGUUAUCAAAAUGCCGACAAUGUAUCGGUUGGGCUGUUUCCGUGACGACAUCAUAUUCCUGAUAUUUCUCUACCAACGUUGGAUCUAUCGGGUCGAUCACAGCCGUGUCAACGAGUUUGGCAUUAGCGGCGAUGAUAUUGCGGCCGCUGGCGGUACCGAUAACGUUGCCAUCGCUGCUGUUACCGAUGGUAGUGGUGGUGAAGUAGUAGAAGCCGAUAAUGAAGCCGCGGCUAACAGUAAUACAUUGACGACCACCAAAAAUGAUGAUAAAAAGAAGAAAAAUAAUUAAUUUUUAUUAAAAUAAUUAUUAUUUUGUAGUAGUUUAGUGAUUAUAUAAUAUAAUUA